Colletotrichum navitas is the source of this 914-nucleotide messenger RNA. RefSeq lists its product as uncharacterized. The record is from RefSeq and is a predicted model, not a curated record. The coding region runs from base 239 to 715 and encodes 158 amino acids. Lineage: Eukaryota; Fungi; Ascomycota; Sordariomycetes; Glomerellales; Glomerellaceae. The transcript has a single exon.
UGCCCUGCCCUGCAAAUGCUGCUUGCAAAGCUGCUGGCCUCCUGUCCUGUUAAUUAAGCCGAGCAUCAAGCAUCACUCCCUGGUCUCUUAAUUCACACACCUCCUGGGAGACGUCCCCGAUGCAACUUGGCUCUUUCGAUCCAAGGGCUUCGGAUGGAGGAAGACGAGGCAUCGGCAUUGGAAUGAACGGAGUGCACGUUUGAUAACCGAAAAUUCUGUCAGACGUUAAGUACUGCUGAUGCCAGUCUCCACCGUAUUGGUUGUCGCUUAUGCUUAUCGUCUUCCUCGCCCGCUCCUUGACAAUUUACUCGUUACGGUCGUGAGCCAACAGCUGGCGCCGACAGCGAGCCGGCAAUCACAUCACACUCGUCACAUUUGCUCUCUCUCUCUCUCUCUCUCUCUCUCUCUCUCUCUCUCACACACACACACACACACACACACACACACGGCUGCGGGAUCACAUAAUAACUUAAUGCGGACUGGUGGCAACCAAUGUCUAUCUGCCCAGUUCCCAACAUGUCCCGAGAGAGGUGUGUCAGAGUCUAGACUGGACAAUAGGGCUUUCCCGGAAGCGGCAACACAUAAGGACAGGCCGACCAAGCAGAGAGAAAAGGAAAACGGGGCGUCCCACGGAGGAGCUCUUUUCGGUGGAUGGAUGCUGUUGGAGGCGGCUCCGUCCACAAUGUAUCCGUACCUACCGACGAUAUCGGUAUGACAAGCCACUUGGAACAAGCCCAUCAGCUGAUUGCGGAGACGUCGGUUGCGAGGAUAGUGGUUGCAGUCCCUCCAGCCCUUCUUCUCCUCCGCUGGCGAUGCGGCACGAACAGGCUAGCCCCCGAGGCGACGGGUGGACAACGCUAGCGGGCUUCUUGGGGUCCAACCCCGUAGAAUGCCUUCUUCUUUUACUCUUCCUU